Wyeomyia smithii (pitcher-plant mosquito) is the source of this 901-nucleotide messenger RNA. Its product is annotated as peptide methionine sulfoxide reductase-like. Gene Ontology annotation, molecular function: peptide-methionine (S)-S-oxide reductase activity. The record is from RefSeq and is a predicted model, not a curated record. Bases 110 to 769 code for a protein of 219 amino acids. NCBI's taxonomy places the organism in Eukaryota, Metazoa, Arthropoda, Insecta, Diptera, Culicidae. The transcript has 3 exons.
UUUUUAGAAGGGGUUAGUGAACGGAGAAACUGUCAAUUAUGUAUGUUGUGCUUCCUUCAAUGUUGAGUCUGUUUCCUUUUGUUCUCAAUUAGUUCUGAGCUCUUGAAAAAUGGCUCAACCUCUACACCAUGUGGAUACACCGUUCGAAAAAGCUACCUUCGGUAUGGGCUGUUAUUGGGGUGCUGAAUCCCUUUUCGGUGUUACCAGGGGUGUGCUGCGAACCUGCGUCGGUUAUGCCGCCGGAACGACCGAAUCUCCAAAAAGCAAGCAACUAGGGGAUCAUGUUGAAGUGAUCGAGAUUCAGUACGAUCCCACGGUAAUAACUUAUUCCGAGCUGCUGGAGAUAUUUUGGAAAAAUCACGAAUAUCGUGCUUCCGCUCGAUUAAAACGCGAGUAUAUGACGCUAAUAAUGUAUCACAGCGAGGACCAACGCCGACUAGCAGAAGCCAGCAAGAUCAAGCGGCAAGCUGAGGAAGCAGACGAGCUGAUCGCCACAGAAAUUGUUCCGGAAGGUCCGCUUUACCCGGCGGAAAACCAUAACCAGAAGUAUCGUCUACAGGGUCAUGUUGAUUUGUUUGAUGAGCUUGGAUUAACACCUGAAUUAUUAAGAACAUCGCAUGUUGCAGCUCGGCUCAAUGGUUAUUUAGCUGGACUUGGAGGCUUAAAACAGUUCGAACUGGAAGCCAAUAAGUUGGGGUUGUCAGAGAAACAAAUUCAAUAUGUUAGGAAUUUUCUCAUCCAAAAUGAGGGAGGUGGAUUGUCGUGUUGAUUUGAGAAUGUUAAUUCAAUUUCCAUAUCAUUUGGGAAUUUUAAACUUUUCAAUGCAAUCAAGAUUCAGCGGUGAAAUUGGACACUCAUUCCAGUGAAAUCACGAAUCGAAAUAAAGAUACGGCCUGAUCAA